UGGAAUUUCCCUUUCACGUGACCACUGACGUCAGGUAAUGGCGGUGGCAGUGAAACACAAACAUAUGCGCUGAACACGAUGGGUGACGCUGACAUCGAGCGCGCGGACAGUCUGGACGGAUGGGUCGCCGUUAAACCAGAUGCGUUUGACGAGAGCGAGACCCAUAAACUCAAAUUUAUAGUGGAGUGGAACGAGAUCGAGACCAAGUUUGCGGUGACGUGCCAUAACCGGACGCUGCAACGGCGCGGCGACGCGAGCGGCAGCUGUGCGGGUCUGUUUUCUGGCGCGCACCUGACACACGUGCACGCGCAGCUGAGCGCGGUCCGUGACGAACUCGAGCCGAUCUUCCCGGACCUGACAUGCUUCCGCGAGCCGAACCUGUGGGAACUUUUGUUCUCUAGCGGGCCCCGGAACGAUGCGGACGCGCCUUGUAGGCAGCUGGAGCGAUACUUCAGUGCCGCGGUGGACGCUUGCGGCCGUGGAAUCGUGCUGGACGCUCUCUUCAGCGUCAGUGACCGAGAAGAGGAGCAAUACUUCGAGGACAUGCGUGAGUUUAAACGCAACGCGAUGCGCGACCAGAUUCAACGCGCCAAAGACACGCUGCGCGCGCUCGUGCAGACUCACUCCAGUACUGAUGGACUCGUGCGGUUGAUGAAGAUCUAUGAGGAGGAAGAUGAAGCCUACAGAGAGUUAGUCAGUGUGGCCACACAGUUCUACCAGAACCUUCUUCAACCAUUCAGAGACAUGAGAGAACUUGCCACAUUCUACAGGACUGAGAUACAGAAGUGUCUACAGUAUGAGGAUCUAGGACCGAAGCGUGUGUGUGAAUUGGAGGCGGAGAUGAAUGAAUGGAAUCGGCGUGGAGAAACGGCUGUUCACUCUAUACAGGACGCCACUGCGGAUUACUUUAAAGACACAUCUAAAGCCCUGACAGGUAUGGUGAAACAGAUGGAGGAGGAUCGGAAGCGAUUUGGCCUCGCCUCUUGGGCAAUGGCCACACCCCGGCAAGAGAGACUCCGUUUCCUAUUAGCGAAAGAGACAUUGCAGUACAUGAGGGCCAAAGAGAUGUGCAUCAAACGCAAGAAAGGCGACAUACGAGAAAAGAUGCGUGGUAUUGCAGAGGGUGGAGCUGAGGGCAUGGCGGAGAGUGUGAGCACGGUCAGUGCGCUGGAGCUGCAGUAUUAUGAGAUGCAGCUGGAGCUGCACGACUGCAAGUUUGAGAUCCUGAAAAAUGAAGAACUGCUGCUGCAGACACAAAUCCAGACCAUACAACGACAACUAAGAGAGCUGCAGGAGCAGGUGGUGUAUUAUGACACUUGUGAGGACCCAGAGGAGCUGCAGGAUGUUCAGGUGAAUGCAAGCCCCGCCCAGAAACACCUACAGCAACACCUGAAACAACUGGAGCGCCAGAGAGGAGCAAUUUCCUCACGCAGAGCUCAACUGAGAAACCAACGGGAGAUGUGUGUUCAGGCACAUGAGCUGCAGCAGCGUUCAGUUGCACAACGUUCCGAGCAGCAACGCCAGCAUCACGCCUCACAGCUGAAGCGAGAGAAGAGGAGAGUUGACGAGGAGAAGAGGAAGCAGUGGGUGGACAGUGAAAGAGAGAAAACACUCAACAGACUGCGCUCAUUCAGAGAGAGACAUCAGGGUCAGUAUGUUUUAAAGACAGCUCAUGUGAGGCCAGUAUUGCAUGACCCCAGCAGCGAUGACUCCUCCCAGCCACUGUCAAUCAUCAGUCUGGAACCGCAGAGCUCCACCCCCUGCAGGAAGGGGCGGAGUCUGAAGCAACGUGACAUCCCAGUCCAGAUUCUGCUGCCUGCUGGAGGUGUAGCAGCAAAUCUUGAGCAGAAUAUUGCACCUCCACCUGUCCUGCCCCUUCCUUCUGCCCCACCCCCUCCUCCUCCUCCACCUCCUCCACCCCUCCCUCCUCAUACUCCACCAAUCAAUGAGAAACUGCCAAUCAAAAAGAGUCUGGAGCAGAAUGCAGGAUCAAUGGACGAACUUUUAGCGUCGCUACAGCGUGGACAGAAACAACUGCGAAAGGUCACAGUCUCCACAGACAGCAGUGAUGUCAGAGACAGUCUCAUGUCAGCCAUCCGUCUGGGCGUGACCCUGAAGAAAGUCACACCUCAUACUGGUCCUGCACACAACUCUGACUCUGAGCUGGAGCGAAGCAUCAAAGCCGCUAUGAUGAGGAUGAAGAAGGUCUCAAACGACUCUGAUGAUGAAGAGGGCUCAGACACGCCAGCCGGAGACUGGGACAGUUAAACACAAAUGACAGCCUUAAUCAUCUGUAAUCUGAGUGCUGCUGCUCAAAGACUAACAUUUAAGCCAAAGGCUGCAGGUUCCGUCAUCUUCAGUUCCUGGUGUAAGUCACUCAGGGUAUGAAGGAAAUGUUGUAAAUUGCCAAGAAAAGCUCAUAACACAGUUUAUAAAUGCUAUUUCCUGCACUGCGUUUCACAGGUUAGGUUUCUGAUUGUAGGUGAUUUCAGUCAUAUUUAAAGGAAGUAGCUUUGGGUUUUGGCACUGAAAUGUGCCAUAGGAGUAGGCUAUAUAAAGUUAUUAACUGUGCUGUAAAAUAGACAAAAAUUGCACUGAACGAUUUAAACUUUUGAAGCAUUAAUGCAAGUUAAAUUUUAUUUCUCCGAAAGUCUCAUUUCUUUUAAUUGUCAAAAAACUGUUUGAUUAAAACACUAAAGUGCCUGAUCACGAUAAGAUUGUGUUUCUGUGGAUAGUGAAUAUCAAAGUUUGUGACAUUUGUUUAAUGAGGAAAGUCUACAACAAAUCUAAAACACCCAGGAUGUUGUGUGUUCAUUUAAAUGGUUCAUGGUACAGCUUUUAAGUCCUUUUAAUAUUUAUGUAUUUAAGGGAUGAAAGCAGAACAAGCAACAGGACAAUAAAGAAUCUUCAAUUGUGUGAGUUCUAGUGCAGGUUUCUGCUGUUCCUCCGUUCACCAGUCAGAGAAUCACAGUGAGUGUGAAUUAUAAAAGGCUGAAUCGAAGGUGCAACAAAGAUCCUGAGCUUUACAGAACUCUGCAACCAUGUAGCUAUGGAAACGAGCUUUGCAGGGAUAGUGACAUCAUGACAAUCCACUGAAGAUGACGACACAUGCAGCGAAACAAUAUUCAUAUGAUACCGACACAAUCAAUAGCAGCAAUAUGUGGGAUGCAGGUUGCCAAGGCAACAUCCUCACCAAUCAGAGGGUGAGAGAGAGACACCCACCGCUUCACAGACAGUAAUAUCAAAUGCACAUAUUGCAAAGAACUUAAACUCGAUAGAUGACAGCACAACGGUUUCCUUCAUAAACUAUAUUUCAACAAUUAUUCAUUUUACAAUUUUGAUCAACAAAACAGGAAGGGAGGAAAGUGUCAAGUGUCUUUAAAAGUUUUCAGUAAGCCCCCAGGUGAGAGUGUUUACAGGAGCGUUAACAGAAAUACACACUCACCCAUGUUAAAUGCCUAUAAUCUUCUAUUGAACAUCGUGGCAGGUAUAUUAAAGAGAAAAAAAAAAUCUGGAGAGAAUCAAGAGGAAGAGUUUGGAAGCUCACGCACUCUGCUUCUGACUCGAAGGCUGAGAUUAUUAAAAAAAAAGCCACAUAUAAAUUAUCCCAUCACCCAACUGACAA
Xyrauchen texanus (razorback sucker) is the source of this 3625-nucleotide messenger RNA. RefSeq names its product WASP homolog-associated protein with actin, membranes and microtubules. NCBI's taxonomy places the organism in Eukaryota, Metazoa, Chordata, Actinopteri, Cypriniformes, Catostomidae. Gene Ontology annotation, molecular function: actin binding; Arp2/3 complex binding. Gene Ontology annotation, cellular component: endoplasmic reticulum-Golgi intermediate compartment membrane; cytoplasm. The record is from RefSeq and is a predicted model, not a curated record. Gene Ontology annotation, biological process: Arp2/3 complex-mediated actin nucleation; endoplasmic reticulum to Golgi vesicle-mediated transport.